AUUAAUGGCAAUCCACUUUUACUUGGUUGUCGCCCAAUCAAGACAAUUAGCAUUCCAUUUGAUACUUGAUUUAAGCUCUUGUUUGGUUCCAUAUGUCAAUCAAAGUGAAACGUCCGAGCGCAAUAAUAUUAGAUAUUGAAGGAACCACAACAUCGGUUGAGUUUGUCUCAAGAGUUUUAUUUCCUUACAUACGAACUCACCUGAAAAAAUAUUUAAACGAAUGUUGGGGCCAACGGCCAUUGAUGAUCACAAUUGAUCGUCUUCGAGAACAAAUUAAAAUUGAACAAGAUGGUGGUUCUCGUGUACCAAGAAUACUAAAUACUGGUGAAGGUGAAGAGGAAGAGAUUCGUCGAUCAGUCAUUGCCAACAUUUUAUGGCAAAUGGACGAGAAGAAAAACAAUGCUGCACUUAAACAACUCCAAAUACUUGUCUGGGUUUAUGGCUAUGAAAAGCAACAUAUUAAAGGACACGUAUUUGAUGAUGUACCUCCAGCUUUACACUCAUGGAAACGAGAACUCAACAUUAAACUGUAUUUAUAUUCAACUGGAAUGAUUGUGGUUCAACAGCUUCUUUUUUCUUGUUCAACACAUGGUAAUCUUUUACCGCUGAUAGAUGAUUUUUUUGAUGUUUUACUUGGUUCUAAACGGGAUUUUAAAAGCUUUAAGAAAAUUUCCACCAAAAUAGAAGAGGCAGAAGAUUCCAUUCUUUUUUUAACGGACAACGUCAAAGAAGCAAAAGCGGCAUUGCAAGCUGGAUGUAAAGCCUUAUUAGUAGUACGACCAGGGAACAAACCUUUGACUGAAAACGAGAAGACCGAAUUUAAAACUAUCAAGUCAUUUAAGGAUAUUAACAUUGUCUGACAUUAAUUUUGAUUCAUUGUUCAUUCCCUUUUGUGGUCCAUUUUCUUAUGUGAACUUUUUAAAUUGAAACAGCAAAAACUUAUCAAGUUUUCUAUAAAUUAAAUCUUGAUUAGCCAAAAAACAUUCAUUUGAAUAUUUUCGUAAAAAAUAAUCAUUAAAACUUAAUGCACAAA
Messenger RNA from Tetranychus urticae (two-spotted spider mite), 1033 nucleotides. RefSeq names its product enolase-phosphatase E1-like. NCBI's taxonomy places the organism in Eukaryota, Metazoa, Arthropoda, Arachnida, Trombidiformes, Tetranychidae. The record is from RefSeq and is a predicted model, not a curated record. Gene Ontology annotation, molecular function: acireductone synthase activity; magnesium ion binding.